AUGUUAGUGUCUACAAAUAAUACACCAAAAAAUAAAAAUAUCGCAAGUAACGAGGAGUAAAGAACAAUUGAAAAACUCAGAUUUCUCUUAAAAAACUCAAUUCAGCUCAAUGAUGAAUUGGAAAAGAAAAAUGCUUUACUCCUAUAUAGAAUAGAAUAAUAAUAAAAUACAUCUUAAUAAUCAUUCUCACAAGAUGAUUAUAAACAUUAAAUUGUUAAACUUCAAAAGCAACUUUCAGAAGCAUAGUCAGAAAAUCACCAUCUAUAAUAAAGCUUAAAAUGUCUCAAAUAAUUAGGAAAUCAUAAUAAUAAGUCAAAUUUUGAGUUGACUCUCUAAGAUUGUGCAGUAUCAUAGAUAGAAAAACAAUUUCUAGAGUACUUUGAAAAAUCAUCAUCUGUAGUCUAAGAAUAAAUGAUUUUAGAAUUCCAAAAUUUAUUAGAGAAAUUAUAAACUAAAUACUAAAUAGUGGAAAUACACAAAAUUACGAGCUUCACAAAUCUAGAUAAAACCAAAUGUAUUGAAUCACAAUAGAAAGAGAUUGACCUUCUAGAGUCGAAAUUAAAUAAUACAGAAAAAGAACUUUGCGAUCUUAAACGUGGUUUUGAAUCAUUUUAGUAAUUAUAGUCAAUGAAAUCAAGCUAGUAAGAUUAGGUUCAUGAUUUUUUCAAUUCAAACUAAUUUGAGGUCUUCACUUCGAGACUAAAUCAUAGUCAAAGGAUAGAAGAUUGCCUGAGUAAUGAUAAAAGAUGGAUAGAAAUCGAUAAUUAAUAACUUAAAACUGAUGAGAGAAAGCUAAUCCAAUAUGAAAAGAUCAUAUAGAAUCAACAAUUAGAGAUAGAUAAUCUUUAAAACAAAUUUUAGAAAAAAAACCAAUUGAAAUUAUAAAACUAAGAACUUUCAUCUGUCUUAUAUUAAUAAGCAGAAACCUGUCAAAGAAUAAUAUCCAACUUGCAAGCAAAAAUAGAAAAGCAAGUUGUUUAGAUACAAUAUUACUCUUCUAUACAAUAGAUGAGAUCUAAAUAAAAUUAUCAACCCUGUUAGCAUAUUGUAUAGAGCAGUUAAUUUAUUGAUACAAGGAAAAAAUUCACUUACCAUUCACCAAAUACUAACAAUUCUCCAGUUUCAAUUACUAAAUCAUAAAAUAAUAAUAGAUCUCUUAGAAGACAAGACUCCUCUAAUGAUUAGACAACAUGGGUCAUCAAGACAACUGAUGCAUCAUUAGUAAAGAAAUUAGAUAAAAAGGAUUCCUAAUCAGAGAGUACAACUGAUUAGGUUACAAAGCCCACUAAAUUGUCAUCGCAAUUAUAAGAGGUAAAGAAAUCUCUUGAUUUGAUGUCAAAUGGAAUAUGCACAUAAAAAUUACUAAAAGGAUAUUAUUUUGUAUAGAAUAAGCCAAUUUUAACCCUAGAUGAUUUUUGA
Messenger RNA from Paramecium tetraurelia, 1419 nucleotides. RefSeq lists its product as uncharacterized. Lineage: Eukaryota; Ciliophora; Oligohymenophorea; Peniculida; Parameciidae. The record is from RefSeq and is a predicted model, not a curated record. The transcript is spliced from 7 exons.